Messenger RNA from Pseudopodoces humilis (Tibetan ground-tit), 9255 nucleotides. It is a transcript of the gene TRAF3, whose product is annotated as TNF receptor associated factor 3. Gene Ontology annotation, biological process: regulation of canonical NF-kappaB signal transduction; regulation of defense response to virus; tumor necrosis factor-mediated signaling pathway. NCBI's taxonomy places the organism in Eukaryota, Metazoa, Chordata, Aves, Passeriformes, Paridae. Gene Ontology annotation, cellular component: plasma membrane signaling receptor complex; cytoplasmic side of plasma membrane. The record is from RefSeq and is a predicted model, not a curated record. Gene Ontology annotation, molecular function: zinc ion binding; tumor necrosis factor receptor binding.
CAGAUUAACCUAUGACUGACUCAUAAUCUGAGAACUGCAGUGGCUUGUAAAAUAGGAAGCAGGAAAGCCUAAGUGCUUAGGCUUUAACUGAAUCAGGACCAGCUCUCAGCAGUGGGAAACAAUAUAUUAAUCUAUCGGAAGCACAGACUGCAGUCUUGUGUGUCACUGGAGUUUGUGUUGUGAAUUUUUUUCAUGUAAACAGGGCAAAGAAAGAAACCAGGCAGACUGUAGCAAAGCUCCCUUUAUUGGCAAGAGUAAAGAGAACCCUGUCAGAGCAUUGAGAAAGCCUAUUCUUCUUUCUUCUCAAGCUGCGGAUCAAAUGAGAUUCAAAUAAAACGAAGGAAAUAAAGUAUCUUAGAGCAUGGACACCAGUAAGAAGUCAGAACCCCCUUUAUCUGUAGAAAUGGUACAGCAGAGGGCCAAUCCUGACCGCAGUCCAUCAGCAUCCAUCUAUGUUCCAGAGCAAGGUGGCUACAAAGAGAAAUUUGUGAAUGCCGUGGAAGAUAAGUACAAAUGUGAAAAAUGUCACCUCAUCUUAUGCAAUCCUAAACAGACUGAAUGUGGACACAGAUUCUGUGAAACCUGCAUGAAUGCCUUGCUGAGGUCUUCUAGUCCAAAAUGUACAGCGUGUCAAGAAAGCAUAGUAAAAGAUAAGGUAUUUAAAGAUAAUUGUUGCAGGAGAGAACUACUUGCCCUUCAAAUAUACUGCAGAAAUGAAAACAAGGGCUGUAAGGAACAGCUAUCUUUGGGUCAAUUACUGAUGCAUUUGAGAACUGAUUGUCAGUUUGAAGAACUCCCAUGUCCUCGUGCUGAUUGCAAAGAAAAAAUACUGAGAAAAGAUCUGCCAGACCAUGUAGAGAAGACCUGUAAAUACCGGGAGACAACCUGUAAAUACUGUAAAAGCCAAGUCCCAAUGAUUAUGUUGCAGAAACAUGAAGAUACAGACUGCCCAUGUGUCAUGGUUUCAUGUCCUCAUAAAUGUAGUGUUAAAACACUCAUGAGGAGCGAGUUGAAUGCACAUUUGUCAGAAUGUAUUAAUGCCCCAAGUACCUGUAGUUUUAAGCGUUAUGGCUGCACUUUUCAGGGAACAAACCAACAAAUUAAAGCACAUGAAGCCAGCUCAGCAGUGCAGCAUGUUAACUUAUUGAAAGAGUGGAGCAAUGCUCUAGAAAAUAAGGUGGCCUUGCUCCAGAAUGAAAGUUUGGAAAAGAACAAGAGUAUACAAACUUUACAUAAUCAGAUUUGUAGCUUUGAAAUAGAAAUUGAAAGACAGAAGGAAAUGCUGCGGAAUAAUGAAUCUAAAAUACUUCAUUUACAGCGAGUAAUAGACAGUCAAGCAGAGAAACUGAAAGAACUGGACAAAGAAAUCCGUCCCUUCCGACAGAACUGGGAGGAGGCUGACAGCAUGAAGAGCAGUGUGGAAUCCCUCCAGAACAGAGUGACUGAGCUGGAAAGUGUUGAUAAAACUGCAGGGCAAGGAGCUCGGAAUACAAGCCUGCUAGAGACCCAGCUGAGCAGGCACGAUCAGAUGCUGAGCGUUCACGACAUUCGGCUGGCUGACAUGGACCUCCGCUUCCAGGUUCUAGAAACUGCAAGUUACAACGGAGUGCUGAUUUGGAAAAUCCGAGAUUAUAAACGGCGGAAGCAAGAAGCAGUCAUGGGGAAGACUCUGUCCUUGUACAGCCAACCCUUUUAUACCGGAUACUUUGGCUACAAGAUGUGUGCCAGAGUUUACCUGAACGGAGACGGCAUGGGAAAGGGGACGCACUUGUCUCUGUUUUUUGUCAUAAUGCGUGGAGAAUACGAUGCUUUGCUUCCUUGGCCCUUCAAACAGAAAGUGACUCUCAUGCUCAUGGAUCAGGGACCGUCUCGACGUCACUUGGGAGAUGCUUUCAAGCCAGAUCCAAACAGCAGCAGUUUCAAGAAGCCAACUGGAGAAAUGAACAUUGCGUCUGGCUGCCCAGUCUUUGUGGCUCAAACUGUUCUAGAGAAUGGAACGUAUAUUAAAGAUGAUACUAUUUUUAUUAAAGUCAUAGUGGAUACAUCGGAUCUACCAGACCCCUGACAUACACUGGGGGAGGCGGAUUAAACAGAAGGCAACUCCGUUUGGGGGUUUUAUAUCAGUUUGUCUUCAAUCAGAGGUCCUAAAGCUCACAGAACCACCUUGUGGAACAGAUGGAAGAGUUUGAAGGCAUAACUGCGUAGGGUCCAAUUGCGAAAGUAGCAACACAUUAAGAAAUCAUACCAUGGUAUAUUUUUUAAUAGAACUAGCAACACUUGAGCUCUGAAGAAUCACUUAUCCUUCAUCAGGGAAGUGAUUAUGGUCAGAGAGGAUUUUUUUAACUUAUUAAUGAUCUAGUCAAUUGGAGGUGAAAAGACAUAUACAGUAUGUGCUGAAUCAAUUACUGACUUUUUUUUCUCUUAAGCUAGAAUACAAGAAAAACCCUUCACAUGUGGGCUAGCUGGAAAUUGUCAGCAUGUUAAAAGAAGAUGAAGUAAUGUUACAAUUAUGAUAUUCUUUGAAAAACUGAGGUGCAAUCUUGUCUGAAAUAUAGUAUAUUGUCUUUUUAAGGCCUCAUCUGGUCUCUGUUUUAAUAAUUACUUUGUCAGAAGAUCUUGGAAAAGUAUCCAUGUCUUCUCAAAAGUAUCUGAAUCAAAAUCAUAUUUUUAUUUAAAGUUCUAUUGUUACAAAAAACAUUUUAUUUUAAAACUGUUGAUAGACUGAUAUUUCUUGGAAGAAAAAAAUAGAAGAUAUCAAACACUGGUUAUCACUUGUGAUAGGAAAAAAAAACUAUUCAAUUCUGUUAUUUCUCUUUAGAAAUGUAAACCUACAAUAUAUGUCGUAGUUAAUGACACUAUUUCAAAAUUAAGGAAAAAAUCACUCAUGGAUGCUGUGCAUCAUUAUCAGAUUUAUAAUUGUUUUCACCCUAAAAUAGGGCAUUUGUUGAACUUUGGAGUUCUAAACGGAAUCCUGUACAUUUUUUAAAGUUCUGCCCCAUGCUUUCCAAUCAAGCUAUAUAUGUUGCACAUUAUGCUGUCAGCAGUAUAUAGUAUUUUCAGUAUUGGGGAGGAGGAUUAGUGCUGAAAAAAGCCUCUAUGUUUGUUCUGUACUAGCAGCCAUUGCUUCAAGACAAACCAGCAAUGUCCUAAUACAGUGAUGGUGGCUUGCAUGCAUACAUGUGCCUUAGAUGUGCUGUGCUGCUUAUAAACCAUAGCUUUUUAUUCAGAUUAAUUCUGAUAUCUGAAAUGGUAGUUUAAUUGGACUUCAGGCAUAAUGUUUAGCCUUGUCUUCAGAGCCCUUAGGUACCUUGCAAUGUAUGAAACAGAAGCCAGAGCCCACUCCUUUGGCUUCUGCAGCUUCUAUGACUUGGCCAUGGUGGAAUCCAUCCUACUGAGGUGCCAAAACGUUAUGCUCAGUGCUCCUAUGGAGCUUGGACUAGACAGACUCCAUGGCCACUGUGAAGGCAGGUGACAUUUUUCCUCUAAUGCCUGUGGCUGUAAGGUGGCAUCACUUGAAACGAAUCCAUCUGAGAACUCUGGGGCUGUGAAUAUGGAUGCUCGUGGCAGCUUCUCAUAGCAGACAAGCAUCCUAAUGGGGAAUGCAUGGGCUUCUUUCUUGUAGCAGCCUGAACUGCAGUGGAAAGCAUUUGCUAGCCCUGAAACAUGCUGACUGCAACCUGCUGUGUUCAUCUGCUUCUAUUUAAUAGCCUGUGACAAGCAAGUCCAGAGACACAGCCUGACUGUGGUGCUCUUUAAAAUCCUGCUUAAGCAGAGUGGGCUUGCACCACUGUGUUUUCAGCCUUCAUGGGCUUGAAAAAAACUAUUGCAUCUCAGCCUUUUAUGUCAGGCUGUAUCAGUUUUCUGCUUUUUCGAGGCAUAGUCACAAUUUUUGUCUAAGGUGCAGUUGAAUUCAUGCCUUUGUAUUUCAGCUUGUCUUUGCCGUUGUCUUUUUUGGCUGUGCCUUCACACACAGUGCCUGCAAGAAGUAUUUAUGGAUAUACAAUGCAUGCUAAGUGGUCUUCAUGGGUUUUCCAGGCACCUGCUAGAAUACUGCCUGCUGCUGACUGUCCUGACCGUCGGCAGCAACUUGUCUUCCUUUUCUUGCCUUCCAUUGUCCGGGUACUGUACUCCCUCUAUGGUACGUGGCUGUCAACAGGUGCAAGCUCAAAUGUGGAGGCACCUGCUAGCAUUUAAUUUCUAGCACGGAAGGAGGAUGUUCUGCACAAGAGAUAAAUAUCUAUAGAUAUACCUGCAUCUAUAUCUCUAGAUAUAAUUGUAUGGCACUUGCAGUUUUAUGCAGGCUGCAUAAGUAAACCCAUCACUUACGCUUUAGGGCGAAGGUUCGCUCGACUUGUGUCAUUUUAAUAAUUGUGAAUGUAGGCAGCUGAGCUUUUGUGUUUGUGCAUCACAGAAUUUUACUGAAAACAGGAUUCCCAAGUGGAAAUGUCCAAAGGACUCUCCUCCCAUUGCUAAUGCAUGUCUUGUAAAAUUAAAUGAAACCGUUUGGCCAUCUCAAAACAGUUUAUAUCCUGUUUCAAUCUGGGACUUGGAGGAGAUUUCUAGUAUAAGCAGGGCCCAGCAUAUUCUGCAGAUUUGUGACUACAGUUUCCAACUUCUGUGACAGAAUUGCGCUUCUAAAUCCAAGCUCUUUAAAAAGAGGAAGAAUAAAAGCAUUUCCAGCCUUGGUGAUUGAAAGAGGACUUUGAAACAUGCGAAUGUGUAAACCAAUAGGGAAGUCUUCCUGAGUCUGCACACAGCCUAAACUAGUAGCUUUAAGAGAUCUGAAUAUCUCGUCUUGGUGGGAUAUUGACUCAGAAACUUCACAGAGAAGUUUAAAUAUGAACACUGCUAACUAUCUAAAUGCCGAUCACUGUAGCAGAAACAUCAGUCACUGUUGUAUUUCACAGAUCUCUAUGCUGCUUUCCACAUCUCCCAAGUGCCAAAAAGCACCAGCUGCCAGAAUCUUCAGCUUCACUUGGGCAGCUUUUAUAAUGCAGUAAUGUGCUAUCGAUAUAAAAAUAUUUUUGCAUAUGUGCUUUUUAUCACAGUUAAUAAAAUGGAGGCCUACUGCACUUAUUUUUUAAAACUACAUGAAGCUGCCAGAGAAUUUCCAGUUUGCCAACCCUGCGUACUGUGAAAUCCAGGAUCUUGCUACACAAAUUAGACACCGCCUGCUGUGGAAUACCUGAAGCCUUGACUGUAACACCCCUUUCUCCGCAGAACUCACAGGCCAUCUCUGUAGAGUUCUUACUGUGUACAUAGAAAUCGGUUUCCUCUGCUUUCCAGCAAGGAGUAUGUAGCAUUUUGUGAAAACAAGGCCACUGUAUAUUCUCUAAGUUGAAAGGAAAAGAUACCUGGUGCUUUACUCAACACUUUUAAGUUAUUUAACUGUUUCUCUCAUCGCUGAAAUGCCCUUUAUCCUUUUUCUCUUUGUUCCUGACUGAGGUAUCCAAAGUUUUCUAGGGCCUGUCUGUUUAAAGUGAUUGGUGGGACAGCACCCUACCCCCAAGGUAUACUCUUGAAUCCCGGCAAACUCCUGGGGGCUGCCACUAUUGCAAGGGAGUCCCAGAGUAUUUGUGUUACUUUGAACAGAGUUUGUUCAGUGCAACCAUAUUGUCCUCUACUUAGUAAUUCUUAGCAGCACACGACUGAAGUCUCUUGCUGGUGUUCUUUCUUCACGGUGACGCUCCAAGUUCUGUACAAACCUCUCCUGUUUCCAGCUUCCUCUAGGGAGAUUCCAGUGUGUGACAAUCUGGAUGUUGCCCUUUGCGUGCACUCUUCAGCACAGAGUGAUGAGUGCACCUGUUACCUAGUCUUGAAUCCUAAACAGGAUGAAACCUUUUGGGUGUUUAAAGACCAACCUGCAAUUAUGAUGCAUGACCAUGUCUGUAUUGCUUCUCUGAGCUAAUUAACUGGGGUCUUGUUUCAGUUACUGUCUACACGGUACACCUUCAACUGCUGACUUACAAUAUGCAAUGUUGAUUUCAGCCUUGUACUGUAAUUGUUGUUCUUCACAAAGAGAAUGUGCAAUAGGAAAAGGGAGUGGUGGGUGGCAUACUUUUGAUGGAAAAAACACGCUAGAUUUUUAAAAAUACGGAAAAAAAAAAAGAAAUGCAGUUUAUUUCCUUUUCUCAUGGUGGUUUCUACUUGGAAAAGGAAAGAUGAAGAUAUGUGCCUGUUUCUAUGCCUGGUGAAUUUCUCAAAUGCAAAGGUAAUAGAGAUUUGUGUUAGCUGGGAUUUAACUGUUGAACCCACGAAUGUUAGGUUGUGAUUGUAUCGCUUCUGUUUCCUCAGCUUGCCAUGAUUAUGGCUCACGGAGGUGGAGUUUAAAAGCUACCACCUAUUUGUAUCUGUAUUCCAUCACCUGGGAUAGGCAUUUCACCCAACAGUGCAGGGUAUCUGUUGAUAUUUUGUCUAGUUUUUAAAACUCUGGUGCUCUUUGGUCCAAGACAGAGAAGCGUGUAGGGAGUGACAAGGAAAGUUGCCUGCACUGCAGAAGAGUGAAAAAUGUGACUGUAGUAUUGAUGCCUUUGAUAUGAUUUAACUAUGCAAAUAUACAAAUAGGUGAGGGGGGGAAUUCUUGGGUUGCAUACCUAAUCUCUUAGAUUUUGCUCUGUAAAUUUCUUGUAUGUGUGUAGGUACAUACAUAUACACACAGACAUGCAUGCACAUAAAUAUGCAAAGUCUUUUCUUUAUGUAGAAGUGAUGAAACAAAACCCUUUCCUCCAAGUUAUACUUGAUCAAUUGGUGCAAAUAUAACUUGCUGCUGCUAAGGGAGGAUCUUGGCUAAGGGCAAACUUUGGUUCAUAUCUUUCAGGUUUGAACACCUGUAUGUAGCAAACACUUGGUUCAGCUUUUCUGAAGACUUUGAAUUGUAAUUUAGGACACAUGUUCUUCCUCAUGCUCUGAUAAUUUGGAGAUUCCUGUAUAUUGAACAACUGCAGUGAUGGGCAACUUUUUAAUUGCAAAUUAUUUCCUCUGCAUUGGAACAAAAAAUGGUAAAAAGCAUCUGGACCUCUUCCCUGGAAUUCCUGUCCUGUUCAGUCAAUACCUUGAACUUCUGGUUGAGCUAGAAGUCAAAGCCACUGCAAUAAAAAUGAUUGGUUUAACAGUUUAAUCUGAGAAUAGUUUUUAAUACUGUGUACAGUGUAUAGCAAGUGCUAUUUCUCUUUUUUGGAACAAGGAAAUCAAGGAUGAGAUAUGAUUUGCCCAGAGUCACAAAAGGAAUCUCCUGGAGCUGGGACUGAAUGAGAGGUUCCAGUUCCCUGGUAUUAUCUCUGAAUCACGAGGUUUUACUCUUCUAAUACAUUUGUCCCUUAAUGGAACUGGAAAAUCAGUUGACAUACCCUGAAGACCCACAUCAGGACAGUAAGGGCUAGAAUUAAACAUACAAGCUGUCGUGAUUUGGGGUUGCACACACAUGGUGGCCCAGACGUGCAGAGUGAAGGCCAGCACAGCAUGUCAGUGUGUGUAACAGCAGCAAACACGUGUCCUGCUCUGUUUGUUCAGAAUCAUCUAACAACACCAGUCUCGUUUGAUGCUCCUCUUAACUAAGGAGGGAGAAUACCAUUGUACAGCAAAGUGGGUUCAUCUUUGUUCUACCAGUCAGUGUGACUGACCAUUUCUUUCUUGUGGGGCUUUCUCCCUUUUUCUGUAAACCAAAAUCUGGAGGGCUUAAUUGUUCUUUCUUGCCUCUUAAUCCAGGCCUUUGCAGAGAAGCACCAGAUAGGAAGGCUGUGGAAAACUUUGGACUGCUGAUUAAGGGACAUCCUCUUAAGAUUUAGAAGAGUAGAGUUAUACAACACAUAAGGGAUCUGACUAUUCCUGUUUCUCUUCUAAUAUAUGGUCAAGACUGCAGCUUCUGUCUUCCAUUUCAUGACAUCAGUGUAGAUAUUAGGCUGUGUUUUUCCAUUAUUUUCCCUCCAAGUUAGGAUUAGUUCCUUAGGGUUCAAGUAAGUUCUGAAUUUCACAGGUAAGCACCUGAACCAAAACCCUGGAUUCAAACAUCCCAGACUUGAUGUGGAACUCAAAUCUGGAUCCCAACUCUGUGGCUUACUAACCUACCCAUUCAGGGAAGGGUUUGUUGUCUCUAUGUGGUGUUUGUGUUUUUGGUCCUUUGGAACUAAGCUUUUAAUUUGGUUGCCAGUUCUGCAAGGACUUUUUAACUUCUUAGCGAUGCCGGUGUUCACACGCUCCAUUGCUGGCAGUGCGAUGCGUAGUGAUAAAAUUUGACUCUGUCUAAGGGUUACUGAGAUAAACCAGCAUUAUCAUUCGUAAAGGUCAUUUUCUUGCAUAGUGUUCCGAGCUUUGUAUUUGAAUAUAGCUCGCACCUGAAAGGACACAUCUUCCAACUAUGACCUGCAUCACUGGCAGAGAGUUGUGUAAUCUGUACUUGUGGAAUGGGAAGGUACAAGCUUCCAUCGUUGCUGAUGCAUCGUGUACUCCACCUAUUUUGUUUGUCUUAUAGCUGUUGUUCGGUUAAUACUUCUUUUUUUUCAGUUUUAUAGAAAAAAAAAAAAUGGGGAAGUUCAGGAUUUUUUCUACAAGGUAUAAAACUCCAAUGAAUUAGUGGUGACUAGAGAGCUGUGAAAAAUACCCCAUUAGGAGAUGAUGGGCUAAAUGUAGGUCCAUUUCUCAUAGACAAGUAGGAUAACCUUUAAGAUGCAUGGAACAACAUAAUAAUCGGGAAAACUGAAGCUUACAUUUGUUUCCAAGAAAUUCUGUGAGAACUAUCUAUGGAAAAGACAUCAAUGAUUGAGAAUAAUGUACAAAUUACUGUGUUUGAAACUUGUGUAUCCAUUUCUUUAAUCUCAUACUCUUCAGUGAACGGUACACUUGUGUUCAGUUUUAUGAUCAAAAACAAAGACCAAAGAAGGCCAGCCUCAUUUGAUUGUGUAUAUUCUGCCUGUCUUAAUUAUCAAUAGCUGUAAGGAUACAGUGCAAGUGAUCUGGUAACCAGUGGUUCUCGUCCUUUUAUUUUAGGGGGAAAAACAAUUUUAAAAUGUAUAAUUUAUUGCUCAGCAAUAACCAUGUUGUUAAAAUAAUUAAAAAAGAGUGAAUUAGCAACAUGUCUUAAUUUCCCAAUAGCAUUAUUAUAUGUUGUAUUUCAGUUUACUGUAUAUUGUGUUUUUGUAUUUAUUUGUGUUUGGAGGUCUUGCUAUGUCUUUUUGUGUUUAAAUGCUAAUAAACAAGGACAGUGUGUAAGAGUGUAGAAUGCUGAACUCUGAAAUGCUAAACUGUGUUAUUAAAGGAAAA